UUCGGAAGCAGCGGGUGGCAGUUCCGUGAAUAGAUGGUUAGCGGAUGGCAUAAAAUGUAAGCAUCAGCUGAUAUAUAGCGAUUCCACCACCAGAUGCGAUACACGCAGGCGAGGGAGGAGGUCUCCUAGGAAGAGUCGCCAUCGCCGGAGAUGUGCCCGAAGCCGACGAACUCGGGCGCCGCUGGCUCCCCAGCGGACGGAAAGAAGCCCUACGAUUGGCGCCAGGAGGUCAUCGACAGCGGAUCCCUCCGCCGCGUGGACCUCCACACAGGAUCCAACGGAUGGGCGUCGCCCCCCGGCGAUCUCUUCGCCCUCCGCGGCCGCCAGUAUUUCUCCCACCGCCAGAAGGCCCCAUCUGGAGACUGGCUGCUCAAUCCUGCCGGCGUCGAUUGGCUCCGCUCCCCCUCGCGCCUCGACAACGUCCUUGGCCGAUCGGACAACCGCGUCGCUGCCGCCCUCCGCCGCGCCCGAGCCCUCGGCCGCGCGCAGAAGACCUUCCUGUUCGCCGUCAACCUCCAGGUCCCCGGCGGCCGCGAAUGCCACUCCGCUGUCUUCUACUUCGCAGCCGAGGACACGAUCCCGCCCGGUUCCCUGUUCUACCGCUUCGUCCAUGGCGAUGACGAGUUCCGGAACGCCCGGUUCAAGAUCGUGAACCGGAUCGUGAAGGGCCCGUGGAUCGUGAAGACCGCCGUUGGAAACUACGCCGCCUGCCUCCUGGGGAAGGCGCUCACCUGCAACUACCACCGUGGGGAGAACUACCUGGAGAUCGACGUCGACAUCGAGAGCUCGUCCAUCGCCAAGGCGAUCCUUCGCCUCGCCCUGGGCUACGUGACGGCGGUGACGAUCGACAUGGGGUUCCUGGUGGAGGCGCAGGCGGAAGAGGAGUUGCCCGAACGGCUGCUGGGGGCUGUGAGGGUGGUACAGAUGGAGAUGGGGUCGGCCACCUAUGUGGACACCAGAACCAAGGCGGCAGAGUCCACCAGAGGCAGUGGCUUCCGGGGCUUGGCCAAGGUCAAUCACCACCACCACCAGAGCACACAUUCAGGCUGCGGCGGCAAUGCGAGAAGUCGCGAGGAUGAAGGUUAGGGGUUCCCCUCUUUGUUCUUUGUUGGAAAGAUGCCAUCUUUAUCUGCUGUGUGAAUAAAAUCGAGAUAAUUGUAGCUAAUUGCCUUCCAUUUUGGGGAAAAAGGAUUGGUCGAUGGAAAGCAAUCGAGGAGGGUAUGUCCAGUAUAAUUUGCAUUUGCUACUAUGACUGCUUUCUCGUCGAUGAUGGAAGUGGACAAAUCCAUGGUUAUUUAGUCAUUAAAUAUUUGGAUACAACAGUGCUCAA
This is a messenger RNA of Musa acuminata subsp. malaccensis (wild Malaysian banana), 1330 nucleotides long. Lineage: Eukaryota; Viridiplantae; Streptophyta; Magnoliopsida; Zingiberales; Musaceae. The record is from RefSeq and is a predicted model, not a curated record.